CACUACAAUAAGCCUACAACUGGCUGGUAUGUUUGCCCGGAUAUUAACUGCGUACAUAUAAUGUCGGUAGUGUUUGUUUAAAUGCAAAAUUUAUACAAAAUUAAUGGGAUUUAUCUUGAACACAUUUGCUCACAUCAUUCCAUUGCAUGUAAAUUCUGUGAGAACCUCUGCAAGUGCAUUUAUGAUAGCUCAAGCUCGCCGCCAUGUGGCAAAAAAGAAAAGCCGCGCAUGCGCAGCUGUCGCUCGACAUCAGCCAUUCUGUCGGCCACUAUCAAUCGAUUAGAGAGUGGAAGAUGGCGGCGCGUCGAGACUGAGCAUUGAGAUCGAUCACCGAAACACUCGAUUGGACGGAUCAGUUGAAGUCCGGUAAUUCUUGAAAUUCGUCUAUUUUAUGAGGGUAGUCUCUCUUAGGAUCAACUCCAUCCAUUAUGGACUUUCCUUGGCACAGUGGGAAAGUCCUUGGACAGCUCAAUGAACAGCGUCAGUUGGGUCUUCUCUGUGACUGCACGUUUGUGGUGGAUGGAGUAGACUUCAAGGCCCACAAGGCAGUGCUUGCAGCGUGUAGUGCUUACUUUCGCACUCUGUUUUUGGACCAGAAUGACGUUGUUCAUCUCGAUAUCAGCAAUGCUGCAGGAUUGGAGCAAGUUCUUGAGUUCAUGUAUACGGCAAAGCUGACCUUGAACCCUCAGAACGUCGAGGAUGUCCGUGCUGUAGCCUCCUUCCUUCAAAUGCAGGAAAUCGUAAAUGCCUGUUCAGCUUUUCAGUCCUUGGCUGUUCCUUUAUCAUCCAAGCCUGUAAUUACAGAACCUGUGGAAGAACAGCAGAAAUCUGUAAGGAAACCAGAGGAUGCAUCUUUACAGGAGGAGCCGGCGAGUGAUGUAGGAGCUCAGAAAGUCAAACCUGAAGUAAACGAAGCUCCCCCACAAUCAGAGACAACAGAAACUCAGGAGGUUUCUUGUAGCCCAGCUGAGAAGCAAAGCUCAAAGUCUCAGAGAGCUGCUAGCAAAGGAAGUGGAUCCUCUAAGCUCGCCAGACAAAAGAAAGCUGGUGUCUCAGAGUCCAGAAUAGAAACAGAGGAAGAGAGCGCCACAAAAGAGAUUCCGCAACUUCAAGAUGAUCCGAAUGAUGCAGACUACACUCCCAAACCCCAGAGGGCGGCAGCUAGACGGUCGUAUGUUAGCACAAGAAGAAGCAAAUCGAAAUAUGCCACUGUUCACUCACCCACACAAGUCGAUCAAAGUGAAGAAAGCGUGCAGAAGGACGAGAGUGUUAAGAAUGUUGCAGAAGAUGAUGGAAUGGAUGAAGAAGAAGUUGAGGAUGAAGAGCUGGAUGAGGAAGGAGAUGAGGAGAUGGAAACAGAGGAUGGAGAAACAUCUGGCUCGGAUGGGAAGAUGUCUGCAACUGCCGCCGAGCGCAGUGAAUCUAGAGCUUAUGGUUCUGUCACACACAAAUGUGAGGACUGUGGGAAGAAAUUUACACACACAGGCAACUUUAAACGUCACAUGCGCAUUCACACCGGUGAGAAGCCCUUUAGCUGCAGAGACUGCAACAAAUCCUUUUCAGACCCGGCUGCCUGCAAAGCGCAUGAAAAAACACACAGCCCUCUGAAGCCGUACUGCUGUUCUACAUGCGGAAAAAGCUACAGGCAGAUCAGUCUGCUGAAUCUGCACAGGAAACGGCACACGGGCGAGGCACGAUACAGCUGCGAGGACUGUGGGAAGCUCUUCACCACAUCUGGGAACCUGAAGCGUCACCAGCUGGUGCACAGCGGAGAAAAACCUUUUCACUGCGAGUACUGCGAGCGGGCGUUUUCUGACCCCACGGCCAAGAUGCGCCAUCUAGAGACCCACGACACAGACAAGGGUUACAAAUGUCAACACUGUGAUAAGAAAUUCAACCAGUUGGGAAACCUAAAAGCACACCUGAAGAUUCACAUUUCAGAUGGGCCGCUCAAGUGUAGAGAGUGUGGGAAACAGUUCACCACCUCAGGCAACCUAAAAAGACAUCUGCGUGUGCACAGUGGUGAAAAGCCGUUUGUCUGUAUGCAUUGCCAGAGAGCGUUCGCUGACCCUGGGGCCUUACAGAGACAUGUGCGAAUCCACACAGGUGAAAAGCCCUGCCUGUGUCUGAUUUGCGGAAAAGGCUUCACACAGGCCAGUUCGCUCAUUGCUCAUGUACGUCAACAUACUGGAGAGAAACCAUAUGUUUGUGAUCGCUGUGGCAAAAGGUUUGUCCAGUCCAGCCAGCUGGCCAAUCACAUCCGUCAUCAUGACAAUAUCCGACCACACGUAUGCCAGACCUGCAACAAAGCUUUUGUCAAUGUGGGAGAUCUGUCAAAGCAUAUCAUUAUUCACACAGGGGAGAAACCAUUCCUGUGUGAUAAAUGUGGGCGAGGAUUCAAUCGUGUGGAUAAUCUCCGUUCCCAUGUGAAGACGGUGCACCAGGGGAAGGCGGGCAUGAAGAGACUGGUGGUGUCUGAGGAUGACGGGGAAGAGAAUCUCCUCCCUGAAUCCACCCCGGAAUCAGAACUCGAUAAUAACGAAGUCAACAUUGUGACCGUGACAACCGAUGACAUCAUGACUCUGGCCACAGAGGCUCUGGCUGGCAGUGCCGUUGCACAGCUCACAGUGGUACCAGUGGCAACAUCAGUAUCUGCAGAUGAAACUGAGGCGCUGAAAGCAGAGAUCACAAAGGCAGUAGAAAAAGUGCAGGAGGCAGAUCCCAACACCCAGAUCUUGUAUGCAUGUGACUCUUGUGGUGAGAAGUUUUUAGACGCCAGCUCUCUUGCCCAGCAUGUGCGCAUUCACACUGCCCAGGCCCUGGUCAUGUUUCAGGCGGACUCUGACUUCUACCAGCAGUACGCUGGGGACGGUACAUGGCAUACCACUGAGCAGGUUAUCCAAGGCGGAGAGCUCCUGUUCCGAACCCGGGUGGAGGAGGGUGAGGAAGGCGAGGCAGCUAUAGUCCAAUGUGAACCUCAGACUGAGGGGGCAGACAUGGAGACCAACACACAGGUGAAGACAGAAGAAGUAUCUGUGGACUCUGAAAACCAAGAACAGUGAGAAGUUAUACACUCAAUAAGUCAAAAGGAUCCACAUGGAGUUUAUAUGGUCACCAAUGCAAUUAAUAUAAUGACAUGUAAGACCUCCCUCAGAGGGUUAGAUUGAUGCCUGAAAAUCGCUCAUGCUACAGCAACGUGUGCAGAAUAAUAAAGCAAUGUAUUGAUUGUUUAAAAAAUAUAAGAUAUUUAAAUAUGAUUCAAACAAAUCCAUGCUUUAUGUAUGUAAUUUUUUUAAUUCUGGUCUAAACUUCUGUCUGUAUAUUUUUCCUGGCAUAGCUUGUAUUUAGAUCAUGUCACCCAAGGUCACGUAAAUAUGACUGUCCAACAGCUUUCAGUGAUUUGUGAACUUGUUUUAUUGAUUUACUUUUGUGAAGUUUCAGCAAAUGUGAUAAAUCGAGCUUAAACUGGUUCAAUAACAAAUUGCUUGUUUUACUAUAUGCUUUUCAUAACAGCUAAAGCAAUUCUCAAAAAUAAAUGCUACAAGGAUCAUAUUCAUAAUGCAUAAUUUCUAAAGAGUAGGUCUUAUUCAUUAAAUAUGAUAACUAUGUAAAUUGUUUAUAAACCAAUUAAGGUUAAUGUGACAGUUUGCAUGCAAAGGAUGAUUGUAUAUAUUAUUCAUAUAGUAGUUAUUUUAUGCCUCUGUUUAGUGAAUGAGAUCUAAUAUCUCUAAAUUAAUUAUAUUCUUAUUAAUGAUUUUUUUAUUAUGAGAUCUCAUAUCAAUUGUGUCAUUUGUCAGUAUAUACUGGUCUUGUAUAUGUUUAUUCAUACCAUUAUAUACAGUCUGUUUUGUAAACAGAAUUCAUCCAACAGAAAAAUAUAUAUUGCACAACAAUUAGAAACAAUUACAUAUUUUUAAAAUUUAUUUCACUAGGACUCAACCUCAACUAAAGCUUGUAAUUUGAUUCGUUGUUAAUAAACUC
Triplophysa rosa is the source of this 3981-nucleotide messenger RNA. RefSeq names its product zinc finger and BTB domain containing 17 (gene zbtb17). The record is from RefSeq and is a predicted model, not a curated record. The coding region runs from base 429 to 3062 and encodes 877 amino acids. Gene Ontology annotation, biological process: regulation of transcription by RNA polymerase II. NCBI's taxonomy places the organism in Eukaryota, Metazoa, Chordata, Actinopteri, Cypriniformes, Nemacheilidae. The transcript has 15 exons. Gene Ontology annotation, cellular component: nucleus. Gene Ontology annotation, molecular function: RNA polymerase II cis-regulatory region sequence-specific DNA binding; protein binding; DNA-binding transcription factor activity, RNA polymerase II-specific.